Molecule: messenger RNA, 594 nt
Organism: Miscanthus lutarioriparius
Lineage: Eukaryota; Viridiplantae; Streptophyta; Magnoliopsida; Poales; Poaceae
Source: the annotation of a GenBank genome assembly
AUGGCGUUGUGCCUCGUCUCGCUCUGUCUUUCGUCUCUCCUCUCCGUCUUCCUCCGCCGCCGGCGCAGCCACCGAUCCUCUCCUCCAACGGCGCGGUCGUCCUCCGCUGGCACGGUCACCGCCGCCUGCUCCUCUGCCGCCACCGCAAUCUUCUCCUCUGUCUCCACCCCUCCUCUCCUUUUCUCUCUCAGAUCUAGAUCUAAAACGGCGCGGACGCUGGCAUCGCUGUCAACCUGCGCCGAGGUCCCUGAAGAUUUGGUCGCGCACUGCGCCGAGGUCGUCGCCAGGUACGUCGCACUCCAGGAGGCCCCCUCGCGCGCUCGUCUUAUUCCUGCAGGAUCCGUAGUUCUUGCAGCUGCUCAGGUCGGAGUGGCCGCGGCUGUCGUGCUCUGCUUCUGGGAAGAGGUCGCCAACCGCACGCUGCUGGACCAGGGGAAGGAAAUAGACCUUGCAAAGUUGCAGUUGGAAAAAGAGAGGCUGGAAAAAAGGCAGCAAGAAGGUAGGAACCUUCCCCAAUCUUGGCUGUAUGUGCUGGCUACCCUCGUGCUUGAUGCUUUUAACAAGGGCAGAGCUUCAUUCUCAAGACAUGAUUAA